Molecule: messenger RNA, 4188 nt
Organism: Penicillium nucicola
Lineage: Eukaryota; Fungi; Ascomycota; Eurotiomycetes; Eurotiales; Aspergillaceae
Product: RNA helicase aquarius
Exons: 4
Coding region: 1-4188 (1395 amino acids)
Biological process (GO): mRNA splicing, via spliceosome
Cellular component (GO): catalytic step 2 spliceosome
Molecular function (GO): helicase activity; mRNA binding
Source: RefSeq, a predicted model, not a curated record
AUGGCGCAGAGUCUCGAUACCAGGCCAACAGUGGUGGACUUCCGCGACGAUAGCCCGUGGGUACAGCUGGCCAAGGCCCACUGGUCCAACGUGAAAGUCCGCAAGGCCAAACCAGAUGUCAUCAAGAAGCAAUUGUACGAUCCUUUGGAGGCAGAGGGCUUCAACAGUCGCACGCUCUUGAUUCUGGAAAAUCUGAAUGUUCUUGAGAAGUACUUGUGGCCGACCUACACUGAGGAUGCUUCGAAUCACCAUGUCCUAUUGAUCGCCUUGAUUGUCAGUGUCAAGCAUCGCGAGCAUUUGCCAAUAUGGGAUAUCUUCUCCGACCGUGCCGACGAUUUCUCGAAUCUUUUCCACCGAAUCCUGUCAAUGAGCAUUGAUCACUCUCUUCCGACUCGCUCUAGACUCGCCAUCAUAUCUUUUGUUAUCAGUGCUUUCCAGUCCCUCGAGAAUGUCCUUAUUAGGAAAGAAUGUGCUCCUCUGGUUUCUAUCGCGAUCUGGCACAAUUUGGCUAGCGAUGAGACAAGAGACCGCAUCAUCGCCAAGGCACCUACCUUGAAAAAGGCAUGGAGGGCCUCCGGGAAGCGCUACGACGCUGGAGAUGAAGCUACCAAAGCUAAGAUGCGCUUUGAGCGCUCAUGGCUGUACACCAUGCUUCUAGAUUUCUUACAAAGGUUGAAUGGUCCUGAAAAGGAACAGACCGAGAAUCUCUUGUACUGCGAACGCUUUCUUGAGCUCUUAGUCGACCUUGAAAGUCAGCUUCCCACACGGCGAUAUGCGAAUACACUCUUGAAGGAUCUCAAUCUUUUGUCGACCAUUCGCCUUUCUCAACUAUACCGCGCACCUGAAAACGCUCUCUUCCGCGAUUUCCAUAGCCUUCUGAAGCACUUUGUCGAAUUUGCGAUUGACGAUUACUCUGGCGAGGCCCUCUCUCCGCGGGGAGUUUACGAUUUGCAUUGCCAGGAAUUAGCACAAUUGCAAAGGACCUCUAUGAAGUUCUUCAAAGACAAACUCACUAUUCUAGCACUUUCCAACCUCGGAUCAAUCGAGCAGCGCUCUGACUUGGAGGGACAGCUCUCGUCUCUGGAUGAAGCAGAACUCCAGAGUCUGUGCAAUCACCUUGGAUUCCGCACAAGCUAUCCAAAAUCCGCGAAUAUCAACCCAGACCGUCAUUUCUACCUGGAAGUAUUGGGCUCUUACUAUGAGCGUAAAUUACCAUUCCAGGAGGCAGUCGAAAAGAUGAGCCCACUGCCUACGGAGGAAAAUCUAUACGAUCCGGCACUGUUGAGGAAUGAGACCUACGAUGGAUCAAGGCCUUUGGCUAUUCCAAAGUUGAACCUUCAGUACCUGAGUCUGGGAGACUUCCUAUGGCGCUCGUUCUUGCUGUACCGCUCGGAAGCAUUUUUCCAAAUUCGCAAAGACAUGGAGUCUGUGGUUAAACGUAUGCAGCCAAAGGCAUCCCGUGAUGGAACCUUGAACUUUGAGGGCUUUUCUCGAAUGGCUAUCCCAAUCUCCAAGCCUGCUAUUAUUGACGUCGCACCUCCAAAAGUUGGCGCAACAAACCCGGCGUUUGUUCGUGCAGAGAUUGCUAUUGAGGUAGGAAGACUUGCAGACAGCGUGAGGAAAGAAUGGGACUCACUUCGUCCCGACGAUGUUGUGUACCUGUUAGCCGUUCAGAACAGCCCUACUCGACUCGAAGAGAAUGGAUCUGAUACCCCUCGGAUGAUCCAUUUAAGAACGGCCGAAAUUGUUCAAGUGCUCGACGAACAAGGCCGCGCACUGCGUCAGCAAUCUGGUCAGCCCAAUGGUCACCAAUCUCGACCCCGUAUCAGGAAACUGAUUGUUCACUUGGAUGCUGCUGCAUUCAAGGCUGACAAGGAUCAACAAGCCCACGGCAAACCUGAUAUUUACCCUAUGAUCAACGUGGUUGCCCGGAGAAAGGGCAGAGAGAAUAACUUCAAGUCAAUUCUUCAAACAAUGCAAAAACUUAUUGUGUCUGAUAUGACACUUCCCUCUUGGCUCCAGGACAUCUUCUUGGGCUAUGGCGACCCGGCUGGUGCGAAGUACACGCAGCUUCCAAACAAACUCCAGACUGUGGACUUCCGAGAUACUCUCUUAGACUGGAGUCAUCUGGUUGAAAGCUUCCCCGGAAUUGAACCCUCGGCCGCUGAGAACUCGAGCUUCGGCCCACCAUACGUUCUUGAGUAUGUUGAUCAGCAGCCAGCGGCGGAACCCCCCGCACCCAAAAAGCGACGCCGCGAGCAAGCCCAGGAGGCAGAAUUGGCUCCCAGUGCUAUGCGCGUUUCUACAUACAAGCCGCCCAACCCUGGUCCUUACCCUGUGGAUGCACCUAAGCUGAACCAAGUGCGAUUUACUCCUGCUCAAGUUGAAGCGAUUGCAUCUGGAACUCAGCCGGGAUUGACCGUGAUCGUGGGUCCUCCUGGUACUGGAAAGACUGAUGUUACGACACAAAUCAUCAACAAUAUUUACCAGAAUUUCCCCAAUGAGCGAACAUUGCUCAUCGCGCAUAGCAACCAGGCUCUCAAUCAGCUCUUCCAGAAGAUUGUCGCUCUUGACAUUGAUGAGCGCCAUUUGUUGCGUCUGGGCCACGGCGAGGAAGAGCUAGACACCGAGUCCAACUACAGCAAACAUGGACGUGUUGAAUCUUUCCUUGACAACCGCAAUUAUUAUCUUUCAGAAGUGAUGCGCUUGGCUGCAUCGCUUGGGGUUGAGGGUGCUCAUGGGAACUCUUGUGAGACUGCAGGAUAUUUCAACACAGUCUACAUUCAACCAACGUGGGCCAAGUUCUGGGAUCGAGCCAACUCUGAAGAGGUAUCGACCGAGGACAUUGUUGCCUCAUUCCCAUUCCAGUCAUACUUUGCAAAUGCUCCCCAGCCUCUCUUUGAAGCAGGAGCUGCGAAGGAAGCGAUCGUUGACACUGCUUCGGGUUGUCAACGUCACAUUGCUCGGAUCUUCUCCGAGCUAGAGGAUAUCCGACCAUUUGAGAUUUUGAGACAACCUCGCGACAAGGCAAACUAUCUAUUGAUCAAGGAGGCUCGCGUUGUUGCAAUGACUUCCACACAUGCAGCCAUGCGUCGGCAAGAAAUCGCCGAUCUAGGCUUCCAUUAUGACAACGUGGUUAUGGAAGAAGCCGCGCAGAUUACUGAAGUCGAAAGUUUCAUCCCCAACGCUCUGCAGAAUAUGAAGAACGGCGAACUUCCCCUUAAGCGUGUUGUUCUCUGCGGUGAUCAUUAUCAGAACUCCCCCGUCAUCCAGAAUAUGGCAUUCCGUCAAUACGCCCACUUUGAGCAGAGUCUCUUCUUGCGACUGGCCCGCCUGGGCGUGCCUGUCAUCAAUCUCGACAAGCAAGGCCGUGCACGAUCGAGUAUUGCAGAGCUCUUCCGCUGGCGGUAUAAGGAACUUGGUGAUCUCCCAGUUGUCGAGGCUGGUGAGUAUCAGCAGGCGAAUGCUGGUUUCCAGUUCGACUACCAAUUCAUCAAUGUCCCCGACUAUCAAGGAUCUGGAGAGCGUGAGCCAACUCCUCAUUUCAUCCAGAACCUCGGUGAAGCGGAGUACGCCGUGGCCUUGUAUCAGUACAUGCGCCUGCUUGGCUACCCUGCUUCCAAGAUCUCGAUCUUGGCGACGUAUGCUGGGCAGACCGCUCUGAUCCGUGAUGUUUUGAGUCACCGCUGCGGCAAGAAUCCCAUGUUUGGAAUGCCCAGGAUUGUUACCACGGUAGAUCGGUACCAAGGAGAGCAGAAUGAUUACGUCAUCCUCUCUCUCACUCGUACCCGCAGUGUUGGAUACCUGCGCGAUGUGCGUCGUCUGACUGUCGCCCUAUCCCGUGCUCGUUUGGGUCUUUACAUCCUCGGCCGCCGAGAGGUGUUUGAGUCUUGCUAUGAGCUCAAACCAGCCUUUGAUCUUCUUCUACAGCGUCCUGAUAAGCUCAUGCUGGCACCUGGUGAGAUGUUCCCAACCACCCGGGCUGCUGAUACCUCUGUUGAAGGUACUCCGAUGGAAAACGUUGAGCAUCUUGGUCAGUAUGUGUUCGAAAUGACUCAGGCUAAGGUGAAGGCCAUGGGUGACGGUGAUAUCACUAUGGAUACAGUGCCUGAGGGCGAGGAAGGCCUUUUGGAUGAAGAUGAGGCUAUGGGUGUUGAAGACGACCAUGCGGAUGAGGACUUUGUAUGA